AUGGCUGGCGCGGGUGGGACGCCGCCGCCGCCGCUGAGGCUCAAGGACCUCCUGGAGCUGGACUGCGACUCGUGCAGCGCCGCGGGGUUCCGCUGCUACCCGCGCCGUCUGGGCGAGUCGUCGCCCUCCCUGCGCCUGCGGCGCCGCCGCCCGAGCAAGCUGUCCCACUUCUCCAGGAGCCUCUCGCGGCGGUUCAGCAGGCGUGGCGGCUUCUGGAGUAGGCGCCGCGACGAGGAGGAGGACGAGGACGCCGCGGCGGCGAAGAUGGCCGCGUCCGCCGGCUGCGGCGGCUCUAGUAGCUCCGAGGAGCUGGAGACGUCGUCGGAGUCCAGCGACAACUACUCGUCCGGGAGGACGAGUAGGGGGCGCGGUCCGAGUCCGACUCCUCGGACUUCUCGUCGGCCACCGAGGACAGCGUGCACCAUCAUCCUUCGCAGGCCGCCGCCGGAGACGAGCACGAGUGAGAAUUUUGCCUUGCAAUGCUGCUUACCCUCAUGGCCUGUCCUGACCUGGAGGUCGUGGACUAGUAAGGUGGUGGCGAUGGAGAGGGUGGUGUCCAAGGAGGGGUCCAGCUCGGGGUCGGAGGCGGACGACAAGGAGCAGCUCAGCCCCGUGGCCGUCAUGGACUUCCCCUUCGACGACGACGACGAGUUGACGGACGCCGGCCUCGUGUGCUCCCUGCCUUCUUUCAGCCUCGCACGUCUCCAGAGGAGAAAGACGCACAAGAUCCGACGGUUCGGGAGCCGCGACGAGCUGGCCCCCCUGGAUCUCGAGGCGCGCCUCGCCACCACGUCAGACCCCGACGGCCCCGCCGCCGACGUCCCACCGCAGCAGCAGAUGAUCCAUUGCCGUACAGGAGACGCGGCAACGCCGACGUGCGCAGGCAGCGUCGUCCACGACGUGCCAGACGAGGUCGACGACCUUAUUUCGCUGCUCAUGGGCACGCCGGUAUCGGCCGACUUGGACGACGUGUCCGAACGGCUUCUGCUCGACUUCUUCGUGGAGAUGAAACGCCGGCGCUCGGAGGCGCACGACGCCGAGGCCGAGCUCCUCCUCGCUGGGCCGGCGGCGGCCGGUGGCGUGCUGCGACGGAAGGCUGAGCGGGUCGUAGACGGCGAGGCUGCUGUGGCCGCAGCGGCCAGGGGCUGGUUGGAGGGCAUGGGAACCGAGCGAUGGGGCUUGGCGGACGUGCUCAGCGGCGGGGCGGCCAUCGUGGCGGAGAUGGAGCAGGGCCGGCGGUGGAUGCAGGUCGGCGAGGAGGAGCGGGAGGUCGGCGCUGUGGUGGCGGGGAUGCUGGUGGAUCAACUGGUGGGCGAGGUGGUGAGGUGUUUGUUUGUGUAG
This is a messenger RNA of Miscanthus lutarioriparius, 1341 nucleotides long. The record is from the annotation of a GenBank genome assembly. Lineage: Eukaryota; Viridiplantae; Streptophyta; Magnoliopsida; Poales; Poaceae.